Messenger RNA from Annulohypoxylon maeteangense, 1425 nucleotides. RefSeq lists its product as uncharacterized. Lineage: Eukaryota; Fungi; Ascomycota; Sordariomycetes; Xylariales; Hypoxylaceae. The record is from RefSeq and is a predicted model, not a curated record. The transcript has 2 exons. The coding region runs from base 1 to 1200 and encodes 399 amino acids.
AUGGCGAAUACUUUCGUUAGAGUAUUUAAGAAAAGGGGCUGCUACCUCGACCGCCUAGCCCCUGAGUUGAUCAUUAACAUCGUUUCUAUGCUUCCAGACGUGAAAUCGGUUCUAGCACUCGGUUCGACUUCGCACAAAUACCGUGCUAUCACCAUACACAAUGAAGGCACGAUUGCUCGGAACAUGGCCGUCAAGAUCCUUGGAGACGAUGAUCCCGAGGUAGUCCGACUAGCAUUCUUAGCCUGUAAAGCCACUCUCAUCAAAAACCCAGACGCUCGCCUUAUCCGUAAGUUCAUCAAGAAUUACGUCAACCCGGCCGACCAUGCACCAUUUCUCUACCGACUCCGCGCAGUCGAUUUAAUGGGCGAUUUGAGCGCAAGCGUUGAGCUCCUGCUGGAUUGGACUUCGACGUACGCCACAUUGUGGCCCGUCAAGGUAGAUAACAGGGCCUUCACGGCUACCGAAACCACGCGAAUGAGACGAAUCAUCUACCUGGCCGAGGCUGGAAUUAGGCUACUCCAUACUAUCCCAAAACCCAGGGUCUCGCAACUCGCAGACAGAUUCUGGCGCUCCUUUCCGCUCUGGGAUGUCGAUCGGGCUUAUGCGUUUCUGAGGAUGAUAAGUUCCUCGCAUUGGUGUUGCCAUGACUGGAGUUUACUCACUGCUGGCCGCGGAAUGGCAGAGCCGUACGGCUUCCCGUGGCACGCACACGACGAACUCCGGGAAAAGUUGUAUAUACUUCAUUUCACUAUGUGGUACGACAAUCCUAUAAUGGACGAGCCUGACCUCGUAUAUUUCCUGGGACACCCAUGGGCAAGCCACUCCUUCUGCGACUUUUUCAACCAAUGUGUGGACCGACCGUCUCUUACCUGGACAUCGCAGAGAACAUGGUAUAGCGGAUUGGAUCGAGAUGACAUCGAAUGGACAACAGUAUGCGGUUACUACGACCCCGGCGUGUUCAACCUUCGUCGAAAUUGUGACUGGUUCUUCCUGAUAGCAGACGAGGACCGACGUCAACGGGUAAUAGACCAAGGACUCAUUUGGGCUUGGAGCACCGAGCCAGAGGGAGAGGAAUUAACAGGCGCAGACCCUGGACCAGCUGCGAUCGUGUGGCGCGAGGACCCAGCCCACUUCGGUUGGAAAGGCCCCGUUGGCAGACCAGUACCUAUCCGAGACAUAAUGACGAGACAAUACGUGUAGUAGCUCUGCUACGUUAGGGAACGAAUCGGUCGGUACGGGGUAGGACGAGAGAGACAGAAAGAGAGAUAUUUGGUUACUUGACUGGAUAUACCUACCUAGUGUAUCGAUUGAAUAUAACAUGUAUUGAAAUCGCAGUUGGUCCUAAUACUGAAUCCCCAUGAACCGAUAUAAUGGUGAAUUUAGUAUUAGUUCGUCAAAUUGGAAUACCUGCCUACUGAUAGAUCG